AUGCGCACCGCAAAGAGCGUCAAACCCCUCAAGAGCGGCCCCGUGAGCCACUACGUGCGCUGUAAGCUCGAUCCGAAUGCGAUUGACUUGUACGUCGAGCCCAAAGAUCUAGUGAACUUGGACGGAGAGAUGCCCCAGGUCGACGCGCGGAACGAUGCUAAACCUUACGACUAUCUAUUCCUGGCGAUGCAAGACUUCGAAGGUAAUAGAGGCGCCCGUGGGUGGGAACAAAAACAACAGAACAAACACAAGGAGCAUGAUCAGGACCAACUGAUCAGCCGUCCGUAG
Molecule: messenger RNA, 288 nt
Organism: Phialemonium atrogriseum
Lineage: Eukaryota; Fungi; Ascomycota; Sordariomycetes; Cephalothecales; Cephalothecaceae
Exons: 1
Coding region: 1-288 (95 amino acids)
Source: RefSeq, a predicted model, not a curated record